Messenger RNA from Equus caballus (horse), 944 nucleotides. The record is from RefSeq and is a predicted model, not a curated record. Lineage: Eukaryota; Metazoa; Chordata; Mammalia; Perissodactyla; Equidae.
UUAGGCAGCUGUGCUUCCGGUCCAGAUGCCAGAGUCCAUGUCUUCCUGUUUGGGGUAACUGCCUGGGGUGUGAGAGCCCCCCACAGGCCUUCCUGGUCCAGUCAAAAGAGCUCCUGGAAAGAGGAAGAAAUCAAACCUAAAACUUCAGAAAAUCGCCAAAUGCUAGGCUUCAAAUCCUGUGAGAAAGGCCCGGCGGCGUGGUUAGAGACGCUCAUCUCUGAAUGUCCUAAGAACAGGUUAACCACAGUUCAGCUCAACGACCUGCGGGGGAGAAGCAACAGCUUUUCAGUGAAACGGAUCGGGUGGACGCCCCACGCUCGGAGCGGGACUCAGCGGGGCUUUACCGGGCUCGCGCGGACAGGCAGUCACCGCCCAGGCCCCAGACGGCGCGGGCCCCGAACCCGCGGGAGCAGGCGGGAGGCCGCGGAUGCGCGGGGGGAGGAGGCGUCCCGGGCGGGCGGCGGGCCUGAGGGUCGAGGCCGGGAACGGUCCCCGCGCGGACGGACGGCCCCCCGCGUCCGGCAGGUCCGAGCACGGCCCGUGGGCAGAGCGGAGGGCAGAGCUGUUGGGGCUCCCGCCUCACCCCACCGCUCCCGGGAAACUGCUCCCCCUCCCGCGGCGUCCUCCCGUAAGGGACACUCGGCUGCGAGGGGCGCCCCCGCCGUCCCCCGGGGCCCCACGCCCGCCUCCUAACGGCGGAACGAACGCCGGGCGUUCUGGGUUCCAAGGCGCGCUCAGCCGGCCGCCGGCUGGAAUUUCGGUUUGGAGAGAGCUGCAGAAUUUUACGUUUCUAUCUGCUGUCCACUUCCAAAAUGCGAUUGAUGUUUUCUUGAUUCAUUUUUACUUUUCUUGUAGUUUAAACUCCUUUCUUCCUUUACUAAAAUUUUAAUGCAUUUUCAAGAGAAGUGGAUAUAAAAAUGUAUGUCCACACGGGCAUCUUUAAA